Molecule: messenger RNA, 704 nt
Organism: Baudoinia panamericana UAMH 10762
Lineage: Eukaryota; Fungi; Ascomycota; Dothideomycetes; Mycosphaerellales; Teratosphaeriaceae
Exons: 1
Coding region: 141-581 (146 amino acids)
Source: RefSeq, a predicted model, not a curated record
UUCCUCGACGCCAGCCAAGCAAACGACAUGCAAGCUUUGUGUGGCGUCAUGCGCAGAAGCAAGCGCGUGUUCACGUGACUGCUAGGAAGUGACCGUUGCGUACACAAUCCACACGUCUGUCUUACUAGCAUUUUAUCGUAAUGUUCGGUCGUGGAAGUAGCAAACAUGCUUCAUGCAAAAGCCUCGUCAAUCGAUCGAUCUCAAUGUCCUCACUGCCUGUUGCCCUUCACCACUCCCUCCACCCACCAGCGACAUUUCCACACACACCCCCACCCUCCGGGCUCAUGCUCUUCAUCACCAUAAGUCCGGGUCACCCAGUUUCUUGCCUGCAUACUUCCAAGUCGCCGUCGGCAAGCAUUUGCAGGCAAUACAGUAUGCCAGCCAUCCCCAAUUUCAGUAGCCCUCCUCAAACGCAUUUGUCAUUCGUCGCUUGUACAGGUGCUCGUUCGCGUACGCUCGUAGACUUUAAUCUUGACCAUGGCUGCUCCAUAGACGUUAUAACAACAACUGGAAGACCGGCGUACUCUUACUUACCGGCAGCCAAUUCUCAGCGGACGUCUGGCCACCUCUCUUACAGAUGAUUGUGGUUAGCCAUCCUACGCCUCUCCUCUCCACCAGCCGGCUUCAAGAUGUGUCUACUGUGUCGGCGCUCUGGCUCUGCCCUGCCUCCUCAUUCGACCGACUCCCGGUCUCGACAGGACAAC